GUCAAAAAUAACAUAACCUAAGUUUUUUAUGUCAAGUCAAAUCAUGGUUUCAUUAAUAAAUAAACUUAACUUAUUACCUUUAAUAACAAAUUCUCCAUCAAAAAUAAUAAAUUACAAUCAAUUGAGAUAUUCAAGUUUUCGAAGUUCACCUUUUAUAUCAGAUUUAGAGACCCCAAAUGUGAAAUAUGAAGUUACAAAAGAUCCUCAUGACUGGAAAUUUGUAGAACGUUUAUUACCUCCAACAACCGUUCCAAAACCAACUUUAAAAAAUGAAUACCCCUCCGAUUGGAAACCUCAAAGUUUAGAUGCCACAAAUUUGCCUUAUUUUAUUCAAAGAACUAAGAAUCAUAUGAUUCCGGUUUAUAUGAAAACCAGUAAUAGAGGUAUGAAGAGAUUAACUUAUGUGAAAAAAAUUCAACGGGAUAUUUGGAGGUUGGAAAAUGAAUUGAGGGAAUUUUUACAAAAAGAGAAUAAAAAUCCAAUUCGAAGUCAAGUAAAUGAAUUGGUUGGGUACAUUUGUUUUCAUGGGGAUCAUGUUAAUGCUAUUAAAUAUUAUUUAAUGAAAAAGAAUUUGUAAAGAAUUAAAUAAAAGUAGUAAUAAAAAUAA
Messenger RNA from Onthophagus taurus, 607 nucleotides. RefSeq names its product mitochondrial ribosomal protein L49 (gene mRpL49). Gene Ontology annotation, cellular component: ribosome; mitochondrial large ribosomal subunit. Gene Ontology annotation, molecular function: structural constituent of ribosome. The record is from RefSeq and is a predicted model, not a curated record. Gene Ontology annotation, biological process: translation. Lineage: Eukaryota; Metazoa; Arthropoda; Insecta; Coleoptera; Scarabaeidae.